Molecule: messenger RNA, 2502 nt
Organism: Frieseomelitta varia
Lineage: Eukaryota; Metazoa; Arthropoda; Insecta; Hymenoptera; Apidae
Gene: GlyRS
Product: glycine--tRNA ligase
Exons: 4
Coding region: 93-2318 (741 amino acids)
Biological process (GO): mitochondrial glycyl-tRNA aminoacylation
Cellular component (GO): cytoplasm; mitochondrion
Molecular function (GO): ATP binding; glycine-tRNA ligase activity
Source: RefSeq, a predicted model, not a curated record
CCAACAGUGUCGUAUUAUGCAAAACUAAGUGAUUGAAACAAGAGGCAUCACCGUCGAGCAUUUGAACGUCGGUAAAGUGAAAAGUAACGUAAAUGCAGUUUGUCUCGCGUAAUUUGCAGCAUCUUUGCAAAAGAGCUACACGUGGUCUAUACAAGCAUAACUCAAUUUAUAAACAGCUAUUACGAAGAUUUACUGUAACUGCUAGGUUAGGUGAUUUUAGUAAGUGGGGUACAACUAAAAAGAAUCGUAAAGUGAAAAUACAAAUUAAACAGGAUAUGUCGGAUCCAAAAAUUGAAGAUAUCCUAGCUCCUUUACGGAAUAAUGUCAAGGAACAAGGUGACUAUGUGCGAAAACUUAAAUCUGAUGGUGCUCCAGAACUGGACAUUAAAAAAGCAGUUGUCGAGCUUAAACUUCGGAAGAAAUUAUUGGAAGAAAAGGAACUAUCUCUUUCGGAAACAAUAGAAUUUGAUAGGGCAAGAAUGGACGAUCUUCUAAAACGUAGAUUUUUCUUUGAUCAAUCCUUUGCUAUUUAUGGAGGAAUUAGUGGACAAUUUGAUUUUGGUCCUAUGGGUUGUGCAUUAAAAACGAAUGUAUUAAAUACAUGGAGAAGCUUUUUUAUAUUAGAAGAACAAAUGUUAGAAGUAGAUUGUUCUAUUUUAACACCAGAACCUGUACUUCAAGCAUCUGGACAUGUGGAAAGAUUUGCAGAUUUAAUGGUGAAAGAUAUAAAAAGUGGAGAAUGUUUUAGAUUAGAUCAUUUAAUUAAGUCACAUUUAGAGAAAGUGAUUAGUGAUAAAAAAACUAAUGAAAAUGUAAGUGCAGAAUGUAAAGAUAUUAUUAUUAAAUUGGAUGGAAUGACCAAGGAUGAAAUGGCAGCAGUUAUGUCUAAAUUUAAUAUAAAGUCUCCAAUCACUGGGAAUGAUUUAACAGAACCAAUAGAAUUUAAUUUAAUGUUUGGAACUCAAAUUGGUCCUUCUGGACUUGUGAAAGGAUUUUUAAGACCAGAAACUGCUCAAGGAAUUUUUGUAAAUUUUAAACGAUUGCUUGCAUUUAAUCAAGAUAGAUUACCAUUUGCUGCAGCUCAAAUUGGAAAUGCAUUCCGUAAUGAAAUUUCUCCUAGAUCUGGUUUACUAAGGGUGAGAGAAUUUACUAUGGCAGAAAUAGAACAUUUUUGUGAUCCUAAUGAUAAAAAUCAUCCUAAAUUUGAAAAUGUUAAAGAUUUGAGUGUACUUUUAUAUUCUGCUUGUAAUCAAAUGGAUGGAAAGAGUGCACAGCAUAUGACUUUAGGUGAUGCUGUAUUAAAUAAACUUAUAGCCAAUGAAACAUUAGGAUAUUUUAUGGGUAGAAUUUAUUUAUUUUUAAUUAAAGUUGGAAUUGAUCCAAAAAGAUUACGUUUCCGUCAACACAUGGGAAAUGAAAUGGCGCAUUAUGCUUGUGAUUGUUGGGAUGCUGAAUGUUUAACAUCUUAUGGUUGGAUAGAAUGUGUUGGUUGUGCAGAUCGUUCUGCCUAUGAUCUUACACAACAUACGAAAGCCACUGGAGUAAAGUUAGUAGCAGAAAAAAAAUUGUCAGCACCAAAAAAUCUUGAUGUAUGCGAAGUAGUAUCAAAUAAAGUUAUUAUUGGGAAAACGUUUAAAAAAGAUAGUAAAUUAGUACAGGAUGCUUUAGCAGCAUUAAAUGAGAGUAAUAUUAAUGCCUUGGAAACUGAAAUUAAUGAAAAUGGAGAAACUGAAUUAAAGCUUUCAAAUGGUACUACAGUAAAAAUUACAAAAGACUUGAUUGAAGUAAAAAGAUAUCAAAAGACAGUGUAUGUAGAAGAAAUAAUUCCUUCUGUAAUUGAACCAUCUUUUGGUAUUGGUCGUAUUAUGUAUGCUAUAUUUGAACAUAAUUUUAAAGCAAGAGGAGGAGAUGAGAAACGAACUUAUUUCAGUUUACCACCAAUUGUGGCUCCUUUAAAGUGUUCAGUGUUACCACUCAGUGGUAACAGUGAAUUUAUACCAUUUGUGAAACACUUAUCCCAGAAUCUCACGAGGGUAGAUGUUUCGCAUAAAAUCGAUGAUUCUUCCGGUAGUAUUGGACGCAGAUACGCACGGACAGAUGAGAUUGCAAUACCAUUUGGUAUCACCAUAGAUUUUGAUACUUUGAAAACACCUCAUACUGCUACACUUCGUGAACGAGAUAGCAUGGGCCAAGUUAGAAUAAAUUUGGACGAGAUUCCAAAUGUGGUAAGAGGUUUAUCUAAUGGUAAACUUACAUGGUUGGAAGUUGAACAAAAAUAUCCCAAAUUUGAGCAGCAAGAAACAACAGAAGUACAGUAAUAUAUAUUGAAUAAAAUAUAUUGAACAAGUAACUUAUUUGCAAUAUAAAUAUAUAAAUUACUAUACUAGUAAUUUUUAGUUUGCAUUUAUAUAAUGUGCAUUUUAUAUGUAUUGACGUUUAUGUUGUUUUGCACAAAUAAUUAUAUGUAUAUUGCUAAUAAAACGGAAAUUUUGACUUUUGCAA